UUUGUGCUAGACGGGACGGAGACUACAUAUUUGUUAUAACUUUGUAAUAACAACUUAUUACAAAAAUGGAUCUUAUGGAACAUGGAGCAAAUCCGACUGCUGGGCAGAUGAUCAAGGACGAACUGGCGGAAAAAUGCCAAAAACUAUUCCAGGCUUUUUUGGAAGAGUUUCAGAAUAGUGAUGGAGAAGUGAAGUACCUGCGGGACGCAGAGGAGUUGAUCCGGCCGGAAAGGAACACACUCGUGGUCAGUUUUACGGACCUGGAGGGCUUUAAUCAAGAACUGGCAACCGCCAUCCAGGAAGAGUUCUACAGACUUUACCCCUACCUGUGCCAUGCUUUGCGUAAUUUUGCUCGGGAUCAUGGAGAAGUUCCUACCUCAAAGGAAUUCUAUGUUGCCUUCCAGGAUCUACCGACCAGACACAAGAUCCGUGAGUUGACCGUGGCGAAGGCUGGCUCACUCGUGCGCAUCAGUGGCCAGGUUGUUCGUACUCACCCGGUUCACCCGGAGCUGGUGAGCGGGACCUUCCUGUGCUUGGACUGUCAGGGAGUGAUAAAGGAUGUGGAUCAGCAGUUUAAAUACACUCAGCCGAGCAUUUGCCGCAAUCCUGUGUGCAACAACCGUAGACGCUUUCUCCUGGACACAAACAAAUCCAAAUUCAUCGACUUCCAGAAGGUACGUAUCCAGGAGACACAGGCUGAGCUGCCACGGGGCUCCAUUCCUCGUAGUAUGGAGGUGAUUCUGCGGGCUGAGGCUGUGGAGUCGGCACAGGCCGGUGACAAAUGUGACUUCAUUGGCUCCCUCAUUGUUGUGCCAGAUGUAUCCCAACUGUCCACACCAGGUGUGCGUGCUGAGACCAGUUCUCGUACAGCUGGGGUGCAAGGUUACGAGAAUGAGGGUCUUCGUGGGCUUAAAGCUCUGGGUGUCAGAGAACUUUCCUACAAACUUGCAUUCUUGGCAUGCCAUGUAGCCCCCACCAAUCCCAGAUUUGGCGGUAAGGAGAUCCGGGAUGAGGAGCAGACGGCAGAAAGUAUCAAGAAACAGAUGUCGGUACAGGAGUGGGAGAAGGUGUUUGAGAUGAGUCAAGAUAAAAACCUCUACCACAACCUCUGCACCAGCCUCUUCCCUACCAUUCAUGGUAAUGAUGAGGUAAAGCGGGGGAUUCUGCUCAUGUUGUUUGGAGGUGUUCCCAAAACCACCAUGGAGGGCACAUCUCUGAGAGGAGACAUCAACGUCUGCAUCGUGGGAGACCCCAGCACAGCCAAGAGCCAGUUCCUUAAGCAUGUUGAGGAGUUCAGUCCACGUGCGGUCUACACCAGCGGUAAAGCCUCCAGCGCGGCCGGUCUCACAGCUGCUGUGGUGAGAGAUGAGGAAUCACAUGAGUUUGUCAUUGAAGCCGGAGCGCUCAUGUUGGCUGACAAUGGUGUUUGCUGCAUUGAUGAGUUUGAUAAGAUGGAAAUGAGAGACCAAGUGGCUAUCCAUGAGGCUAUGGAGCAACAGACCAUCUCCAUCACCAAAGCAGGGGUCAAGGCCACUCUGAAUGCUCGCACAUCCAUCUUGGCUGCAGCAAACCCAGUGAGCGGGCGUUACGACCGCUCCAAAUCUCUCAAACAGAACAUCAACCUGACAGCACCCAUCAUGUCACGUUUUGAUCUCUUCUUCAUCCUGGUAGACGACUGCAAUGAAGUCACUGAUUAUGCCAUAGCCAGACGUAUAGUGGAUCUCCACUCCAGAAUUCAGAAUUCUGUCGAUCGGGUCUACAGUCUAGAUGAGAUUCGCAGAUUCCUGCUGUUUGCUCGCCAGUUCAAACCAAAGAUCUCAAAGGAGUCUGAGGAGUUCAUUGUGGAGCAGUACAAGCGUCUGAGACAGCGGGACGGCUCCGGAGUCACUAAAUCAGCCUGGAGAAUCACAGUCCGCCAGCUGGAAAGCUUGAUUCGUCUUUCUGAGAGCAUGGCAAGGAUGCACUGUUGUGAUGAGGUGUGGCAUGAUGCACCGAACGGUGUGAAUGGAGAUGUUAAUGGAGAAGUGAAUGGUCAUGAGCACACAAAUGGUAUUAAUGGUCACGGAGUCAACGAAGAAAGCACUAAACCUUCACUGCGACUGUCAUUUGCGGAGUAUAAACGCAUUUCUAACCUGUUAGUGCUACAUCUGCGUCACGCUGAGGAAGGGCAUGAUGCACCGAACGGUGUGAAUGGAGAUGUUAAUGGAGAAGUGAAUGGUCAUGAGCACACAAAUGGUAUUAAUGGUCACGGAGUCAACGAAGAAAGCACUAAACCUUCACUGCGACUGUCAUUUGCGGAGUAUAAACGCAUUUCUAACCUGUUAGUGCUACAUCUGCGUCACGCUGAGGAAGCCGAGGACGAGACUGCACUUAAGAAGAGUGAAGUAGUGAACUGGUACCUGAAGGAAAUCGAAUCCGAGAUUGAUUCAGAAAUGGAACUCAUGAAUAAGAAGACAAUGUUAGAGAAAAUUAUCUACAGACUGGUUCACUGUGAUUAUAUUUUGAUUGAGCUGACACAGUCUGGGCUGAAAGGGUCUGCUGAGUCCAGAGGAACAGAAUCUCAGGAGGAAGAUGUUACACUGGUGGUCAACCCCAACUACACAUUUGAUGACUAGACUUUUUGAACUUUACAUUCUCUGCUGUAUCAACUCCAAAUAAGAGACUGUUAGAUAGAUGGUGAUCAGGAAGUGGUGGUGUCCCUCUUCAGUCUCUUCUCUUUUUGUAAAUUGCUUCUGCUCUGGUUUUAGCUUUUUCCCCAUAACGAUUUUUGCAUUGCUUCGAA
Molecule: messenger RNA, 2782 nt
Organism: Sinocyclocheilus grahami
Lineage: Eukaryota; Metazoa; Chordata; Actinopteri; Cypriniformes; Cyprinidae
Product: zygotic DNA replication licensing factor mcm6-B-like
Exons: 17
Coding region: 66-2615 (849 amino acids)
Biological process (GO): mitotic DNA replication; DNA replication initiation; double-strand break repair via break-induced replication
Cellular component (GO): nucleus; MCM complex
Molecular function (GO): single-stranded 3'-5' DNA helicase activity; single-stranded DNA binding; ATP binding
Source: RefSeq, a predicted model, not a curated record